Nicrophorus vespilloides is the source of this 949-nucleotide messenger RNA. RefSeq names its product J domain-containing protein CG6693-like. The transcript has 2 exons. Gene Ontology annotation, molecular function: heat shock protein binding. The coding region runs from base 78 to 866 and encodes 262 amino acids. Lineage: Eukaryota; Metazoa; Arthropoda; Insecta; Coleoptera; Silphidae. The record is from RefSeq and is a predicted model, not a curated record. Gene Ontology annotation, cellular component: cytoplasm; nucleus.
UAUCCGUUGCAUUUGGCGCCAAUAACACUUUGGUUCCUGGCUGUGUUUAUUUCAGUUAGUACAAAUUAUAAUUCGCGAUGGCCCAAAGUUUUUUCGACAAAUGCGAAGAGUACUUCCAAUCCAGAGAUUUCUACGAAAUCCUGAAGAUCAAGAAAGAUGCUAACGAAAAAGAACUGAAGAAAGCCUAUCACCGACUGUCACUGAAGGUGCACCCUGACAGGGUGGAGGAGAGCAAAAAACUAGAGGCCAAUGAAAAAUUCAAGGUCCUCGGGAAGAUCCACAGAGUGCUCCAAGAUGCUCAGCAGCGCGAGGUCUAUGAUGAAUCAGGCACAAUCGAAGAGGAGGACAACGAUUCCACAUUCAACUGGCGCAACUACUGGCAGAACAUGUUCAAGAAGCUCACGACGAAAGACAUUGAAAAUUACGAGAUGGAGUACAUGGGAUCUGAAGCAGAAUUGAGAGACAUAAAAAAGGCUUACAUUGCCUCGAAAGGCAACAUUGAUUUGAUGUACGAGACUGUGCCUUUCCUGAAAUUGGACACUGAGGAAAGGAUGGUCGGUAUUGUACGUAAACUGGUCGACGAUGGCGAAUUGGAGGAGUACGAUGUAUUCUUCAACGAGCCGAAAAGCAAGAAGGAUAAGCGACGCAAGAAAAUGGAAAGGGAGCAGAAGGAGGCGGAGAAAAUCCAAAACGACACCGAUCUACAAAAUGAGAUUAAGAAGAACAGGGAGAAACGCGAGAGCUCUUUCUUCAAUCUGCUGGACACAUUGGAGAGCAAGUACAGCAACAAGGGCACAAAGAGGAAGGCCAUCAAAUCUACAGAGCCCAAAGGCAAGGGGAAGAAGAAAAGAGUAUCUAAAAAUUAAGGAGACAAACUGUGAUCAACAUAUUAUUAAAGUAAAGAAAAAAAACACUGAUGGAUUUAAUAAGUAAGAAAUAUUUAUUCAAU